AUGGUAACAAAAGAAGCAGCUAUGUCUUUCUCGCAAUUUGGAUACCCUUACAAUGCAACUUCACAGUUUUUCGUGUCGGCAAACCCCAGUACGACUUGCUGCGAUUCGAUUUCCAGGUCGGUCUCUGACGGGACAGGCGGCUCCCAGACCGCUGCCGCCGCCGCCGCCGCCGCCUCCUUCUGCUGCCCGUCCUACGAGAACCGGCUCCUGGCGAGCAGCCGGACGGAGCUGAACGCAGCGCUGGGGAUGUACAGCUCUCCAUACGCCGCAGCGGCCGCCGCCAGCCAGAACUACGCCAACUACUUCCCCUACAGCACCGACCCAUCCGCUAUCUACUCAACUCUGAAUCCACAGUAUGACAUUAAGGACAGCACAAGCACUUUACACUCUGGCAUCACUCAAACCGCUGCAUACUAUCCUUAUGACCAUUCACUGGGACAGUAUCAAUAUGACAGAUACGGGACAGUAGACUUUAAUGGCACGGCCCGAAGAAAGAACGCAACUCGUGAAACCACCAGCACCCUGAAAACAUGGUUGUAUGAGCACCGCAAGAACCCCUACCCCACCAAGGGAGAGAAGAUCAUGCUGGCCAUCAUCACCAAAAUGACCCUCACCCAAGUGUCCACCUGGUUCGCCAACGCCAGGAGGAGGCUAAAGAAGGAGAACAAGAUGACCUGGUCACCAAAGAAUAAGGCCAGCGAUGACAGGAAGGACGACCUUAGCAAGAGCGACCAAGACUGUGCCACCAAAGAUUCCAGUAAUUGCAAGGAGGAGAAGGAUCUGCAUCUAAGUGAUCUGGAGGACAUGGAUGAGGACGACUGUGACAAGCUGGACAGUGACUGUGAAAAAGUGGCUGCAGAUGAGCAAGACCUCCAGAGGGUCAUGGCAGUAUCCGGAGCCCCUCAGAAGAGAGAUUGCAGCUCCGAGCUGCACCUGAGUUUAACUAACAGCUUCCACGCGUUUCCCUGCGCCAUCAAAAGUGUUGCCACCCUCCCGCCUCUCCCGUCCGACUUCCUAGACCCUGUGGUGUCCAAGGGACCCUCCUCAACCAGCCUCACAGGGACAGUAUCUCUGUCUCACUUUGAAGCAUCAGAUAAGCCUCGGAUUUGGUCUCUGGCUCGUACGGCAGCUUCGGGGGUCAUACUGAGCCCUCAGCAGCAUGGCUCAGAGCUGAGGACAGGCAACUCAAGCGGGGACUGCCAGCUCCAGAGCACCAGGCUUACCGGGGCUCCUAGUGGACAGUGUGGGGGCAUGAGAGGCCUUCAUGAAUCUAGCAGUGCCACCAAUACAGAGAGCCCCUUCCCUGAGGGCUCAUCCUUGCACUCAAAAGUCUAUGGCACUGGCAGCUACAGUCACAAGGACCUCCAACUACACUGUUCAUCUUAUGCUGCACUCCCAGACACGUGUCAGUACUCCACUAUUGAAGGAUUCUCUGCCGGCAAAGCAGAGACACAGCCAUCUGACCUCAGCGAAGCCUGUGGGACCGUGCAGGAUGACAAGGUCACUGCGUUCAGACCGGUGAUGAAGAGGUGA
Morone saxatilis (striped sea-bass) is the source of this 1533-nucleotide messenger RNA. RefSeq names its product iroquois homeobox 6a (gene irx6a). The record is from RefSeq and is a predicted model, not a curated record. Gene Ontology annotation, molecular function: DNA-binding transcription factor activity, RNA polymerase II-specific; RNA polymerase II cis-regulatory region sequence-specific DNA binding. Lineage: Eukaryota; Metazoa; Chordata; Actinopteri; Moronidae. The transcript has 7 exons. Gene Ontology annotation, cellular component: nucleus. Gene Ontology annotation, biological process: regulation of transcription by RNA polymerase II; cell development; neuron differentiation. The coding region runs from base 1 to 1533 and encodes 510 amino acids.